UCCUCCCGGAGCAGUUCCUCGCCUCCUUCGGGGAAAGGGGACAACCCUUUUUGAUCUCACCGUCUAAUCAACUCACCAGUGCGUGCACGUAACUUUUCAGACAAGGCUGUUCGGCGCGUAACGAGGAAAUCGCACUCUUUCCACCGUGUACUUGCAGCCUGUUCUACUUAACAGAAAGAAAGCAUAUAGCCUACGACCCCCUCAGAUAUAAGUAGUGUUAAAGGAAUUCAAAAUAUUCUGUUGCCUAACAAGGUCGGUGCAAGAUAAUACAACAAGUGAUAAAGCGGCGAGACAGGCGGCAGCGUAUGGAUUCUACAUUUGCCGCGAAAGGGGGUUUAUGAACCUGCUACAUUCAGGAAGGUUACGGAUAAAACGGCGACAGGUCAGGCAGCGAUUUCAGGAUUGCAUGACCUCAAUUAUGUGAACAGAAUAUAAGCUUGCGGAAACUGUACGCGAGCACACAACUAUACGGCCGACGGAAAGGGGGACGGUGUCAUUUAAUUUUUCCAUCCAGGGGUAUCUGGAAUUUAUUCACCCAGAGGGCAUCUGAUCAAAACACAGUUCAGAAUGCAACUGUCACUGUUUUUCGUAUUGUUGGUCGGGAUUCAUCAAAGCUCGAAGCUGGUGGCUUCCAGUAUAUCAUUCCGAUCUACACAGUUAAGGCGUGAUGACAGCAAUCACCUCACAGACUUGUACCGGGCGGAGGAGAGCCUCAACGUGACAGGCAGCGGGCACCUGCACAGUCCGCGAUACCCCAGUGCCUACCCCCGCAACCUGCUCCUCACCUGGAGGCUGCACUCGCCCGCAGACACACGCAUCCUGCUGGAGUUCAACAGCCACUUCGGCCUGGAGGAGUCCGAGAACGACGUCUGCAAGUAUGACUAUGUGGAGGUGGAGGACAUCUCGGAGACCAGCACCAUCAUCUGGGGCCGCUGGUGCGGGACCAAGGCCCCUGCCCACAUCACCUCCAAGACCAACAUCAUCAAGGUCACCUUCAAGUCUGACAACUACUUUGUGGCCAAGCCCGGCUUCAAGCUCCAUUACUCUCUCCUGGAUGAUUCUCCUCCAAUCACCUCACAGAAGAACUGGGAGGUGAUCACCCACUCCAUGGCAGCUCCAUUGACGUACGUCUCGCCGGUGACGGAGCGUCCUCUGAGCAUGGCGGAGCUGGACAAGGCCAUCGCCUCCUUCAGCACGGUGGAGGACAUGCUGAGGCACCUAAACCCGGAGUCGUGGCAGGAAGACAUGGACAGCCUGUACCAUGACACCAGCAGCCAGUACAGGCCCCGCGCCUACCACCACGACCGCAAAGGCAAGGUUGACCUGGACCGUCUGCACGAGGACGUGAAGCGCUACAGCUGCACGCCGCGGAACUUCUCGGUGAACCUGCGGGAGGAGCUGAAGGCCACCAGCGCCGUCUUCUUCCCGCGGUGCCUGCUGGUCCAGCGCUGCGGGGGCAACUGCGCCUGCGGCACCGACAACUGGAACUCCUGCACCUGCACCGCCGGCAAGACAUCCAGCAAGCUGCACGAGGUGCUGAAGUUCUCCCCCAGUCCAGGUUACUUCAGGAAGCGCUCUCGAGCACGCUGGGUUCUCGAGGAGAUCCACCUGGUUCACGACGAGCGUUGUGACUGCGUGUGCCACGACCGACCCCCGCGAUGAGACAGAGGCAUCCUGGGGGAAAAAAGACACACACACACACAGCUCUGGGACUCUUUUUAGCUCUGCAGAUCCUCUCACUUGUACUACAACCCCUCAUCCUCAUGUCUCGCUUAGUAUGAGGGUGAGAAAUUGUGUGUGUGGGUAUGUGUGUGUGUAAAGAAACAGAGAAAGCAUUGGAGAGUGUCUUUGUGUGUGUGUAUGAUAAAUAUGAGUGUGUGUGUGUGUGUGUGUGUGUGUGUGUGUGUGUGUGUGUGUGUGUGUGUGUGUGUGUAACAUUUGUAAGUUUGUACUGUAUGUCUUUUCUAUGUUUGUUUCUUAUCAUAAUUGCGUUCCAUUAGCCUCCUGUUGUUUUAAGACUUCACACAUAAUCUCACUUGUUUCAAUAGAAUCCUUCUGAGAGCCAUCAGUCUGGAGGAACUAAGCAUGUGUAGCCUUUUUUUCUAUUUUACGGAGCGACACACAAACACCGCUCAUCGCUGUGUCGCUCUGAAGAAAGCAGUGUUAUUUAUUUGACAGUUUUCUGUCAUUCUUUUUAUGUCUCAGAUGAUGAUGAUGAUAAUUAUGAUGAUGAUGAUGAUGAUGAUGGUAUGCUUGUGUCCGGCCCUAGUCUUUAUUGGUAGUGUGAGGGUGUUAGUGGUUCCAGGCAGUGGGGGCCAAGCCAAACUCUCUCCAAACAUUCCAGCUUUUGUUGUUCCUGCCCUCGUCCAUACAUGCUUUUCCUACUCAGGCAGAUCAGAGGAAGAGAGAGAGGAAAGGGGGGGG
Alosa sapidissima (American shad) is the source of this 2424-nucleotide messenger RNA. It is a transcript of the gene pdgfd, whose product is annotated as platelet derived growth factor d. The record is from RefSeq and is a predicted model, not a curated record. Gene Ontology annotation, cellular component: membrane. Gene Ontology annotation, biological process: positive regulation of phosphatidylinositol 3-kinase/protein kinase B signal transduction; platelet-derived growth factor receptor signaling pathway; positive regulation of cell population proliferation. The transcript has 7 exons. Bases 568 to 1662 code for a protein of 364 amino acids. Gene Ontology annotation, molecular function: growth factor activity; platelet-derived growth factor receptor binding. NCBI's taxonomy places the organism in Eukaryota, Metazoa, Chordata, Actinopteri, Clupeiformes, Clupeidae.